UAUGACCCCCAAAAAUACAUAUAUUGUCACUAUUUUCCCUACUAAUUCUCACUCCGACAAAUUCUUCAUUCUCUGCUGUCAUCACACCACUUUACACAAAACUAUUUUCAUCGCUUCCCCGCGAUUUGAAUGUGUACAAAAGAAUUUAUUGGUUUACAAAUUUUGGCAUCAAACAAAGUUUUUUAGCGAUGGGGGGGGGGGGGGGGGGAAUUAAGCGCGUUUUUAUGUUGAGUUUUUCUGUUUGCUUAUAAAAACAAAUCGUGUGUCUAAAAUUAUCAUUUGUAUUUAUGCAAAACCAAAAUGCAUUUUUUGUAAAAAUUUUACUAAAAAUUGUACCUUUUUUUAUACUUUUUAUUCUCCCUAAUUU
Meloidogyne enterolobii is the source of this 367-nucleotide messenger RNA. The record is from the annotation of a GenBank genome assembly. NCBI's taxonomy places the organism in Eukaryota, Metazoa, Nematoda, Chromadorea, Rhabditida, Meloidogynidae.